AUGGACUUACAGGAGGAACAGCCUCCUCUCGUGUCCCCCCAGGUGGCCAUCAAAGUCAUCGACAAGAGGAGAGCCAGGAAGGACACCUACGUCACCAAGAACCUGCGGCGGGAGGGGCAGAUCCAGCAGAUGAUCCGCCACCCCAACAUCACGCAGCUGCUCGACAUCCUGGAGACGGAGAACAGCUACUACCUGGUCAUGGAGCUGUGUCCCGGCGGCAACCUCAUGCACCGCAUCUACGAGAAGAAGCGGCUGGAGGAGGCGGAGGCGCGCAGGUACAUCCGGCAGCUCAUCUCGGCCGUGGAGCACCUGCACCGGGCCGGCGUGGUGCACAGGGACUUGAAGAUAGAAAACCUGCUGCUCGACGAAGACAAUAACAUCAAGCUGAUCGACUUCGGACUGAGCAACUGUGCGGGGAUCCUGGGCCACUCGGACCCGUUCAGCACGCAGUGCGGCAGCCCCGCCUACGCCGCGCCCGAGCUGCUGGCCAGGAAGAAGUACGGCCCCAAAAUCGACGUCUGGUCCAUAGGCGUGAACAUGUACGCCAUGCUGACCGGGACCCUGCCCUUCACCGUGGAGCCGUUCAGCCUGAGGGCUUUGUACCAGAAGAUGGUGGACAAGGAGAUGAACCCGCUCCCCACCCAGCUCUCCACAGGAGCCGUCAGCUUCCUGCGCUCGCUGCUGGAGCCCGACCCCGUGAAGAGGCCCAACAUCCAGCAGGCGCUGGCCAACCGCUGGCUGCACGAGAGCCACACGGGCAGGGUGCCCUGUGUCACCUACCCCAACAGGAUCUCGCUGGCCGACCUGAGCCCCAGCGUCGUGCUGCACAUGACCCAGAAGCUGGGCUACAAGAACAGCGACGUGAUCAACACGGUGCUGGCCAACCGCGCCUGCCACAUCCUCGCCGUCUACUUCCUCCUGAACAAGAAGCUCGAGCGCUACGUGUCGGGGAAAUGCGACGUGCAGGACGGCGUCUGCUCCAAGGCCCCGCUCUGCCCGGUGGACAGGUGCCGGCCCGGCAGGGAGCCCUGCGAGGCCUCCCUGGACACCUGGACGCGAGACCUUGAAUUCCACGCGGGGCAGGACAAAACACCCAAAGAGCAAGAGAAAAAGGGGGACUUCCUUCCCCGGCCGUUUCCCCAGAAGCUGGAGAAGCACCUGCCGGCGCACAGGCAGCCCGCGGCCUCGCUCAUGACGCAGCUUCAGAGCACCAGGGCCCUGCUUGGCCGCCUGGCCGCCGUGCCCCCUCCCAGUGGCCGCCUGGGCCCCAGGGACAGACAGGAUCCUGUGCCCGUGGGAAAGCAGAAAUCCUUCGGCUGCCGCAGUAUCUUCCGCAAAACCUCGGACCCCAGUUGUGUGGCUUCCUCCUCCAUGGAGUUCAUCCCCGGCCCCCCGCCCAGGACCCCCCGCAUUAUCAAGAAGCCGGAGCCCCCUCCACAGGGCCCGGGGGGCAGCAGCAUCGCCCCCAGAGAGGAGCCGCUGGUGCUAGACAUGGUCCGCUCCUUCGAUGCACACCUGCAUCAGCCCCGGGAGCACCUGCGUCGAGUGCACACCUGCAUCAGCCCCGGGAGCACCUGCGUCGAGUGCACACCUGCACCGGCCCCGGGAACACCUGGAUCAGAGUGCACACCUGCGUCGGCCCCGGGAGCACCUGCGUCGAGUGCACACCUGCAUCAGCCCCGGGAGCACCUGCGUCGAGUGCACACCUGCAUCAGCCCCGGGAGCACCUGCGUCGAGUGCACACCUGCAUCAGCCCCGGGAGCACCUGCGUCGAGUGCACACCUGCAUCAGCCCCGGGAGCACCUGCGUCGAGUGCACACCUGCAUCAGCCCCGGGAGCACCUGCGUCGAGUGCACACCUGCACCGGCCCCGGGAACACCUGGAUCAGAGUGCACACCUGCGUCGGCCCCGGGAGCACCUGCGUCGAGUGCACACCUGCAUCAGCCCCGGGAGCACCUGCGUCGAGUGCACACCUGCAUCAGCCCCGGGAGCACCUGCGUCGAGUGCACACCUGCAUCAGCCCCGGGAGCACCUGCGUCGAGUGCACACCUGCAUCAGCCCCGGGAGCACCUGCGUCGAGUGCACACCUGCAUCAGCCCCGGGAGCACCUGCGUCGAGUGCACACCUGCACCGGCCCCGGGAACACCUGGAUCAGAGUGCACACCUGCGUCGGCCCCGGGAGCACCUGCGUCGAGUGCACACCUGCAUCAGCCCCGGGAGCACCUGCGUCGAGUGCACACCUGCAUCAGCCCCGGGAGCACCUGCGUCGAGUGCACACCUGCAUCAGCCCCGGGAGCACCUGCGUCGAGUGCACACCUGCAUCAGCCCCGGGAGCACCUGCGUCGAGUGCACACCUGCAUCAGCCCCGGGAGCACCUGCGUCGAGUGCACACCUGCACCGGCCCCGGGAACACCUGGAUCAGAGUGCACACCUGCGUCGGCCCCGGGAGCACCUGCGUCGAGUGCACACCUGCAUCAGCCCCGGGAGCACCUGCGUCGAGUGCACACCUGCAUCAGCCCCGGGAGCACCUGCGUCGAGUGCACACCUGCAUCAGCCCCGGGAGCACCUGCGUCGAGUGCACACCUGCACCGGCCCCGGGAACACCUGGAUCAGAGUGCACACCUGCGUCGGCCCCGGGAGCACCUGCGUCGAGUGCACACCUGCACCGGCCCCGGGAACACCUGGAUCAGAGUGCACACCUGCGUCGGCCCCGGGAGCACCUGCAUCGGCCCCAGGUGCUCAGGGGACGGCUGUUUCCAGGCCCCUCACUGUGCUCUGCUUGCCUCUGGAUCGCUCUCCCUUCACCACGGUCGCCGCACAGGGACCGAGGCCGUGUCCUCAAGCCCCUCAUCCAGCCACGGUUUCUUGUCCUGGAUCACCAGCCAGGCCUCGCGGGAAGAUGGGCAGGAGCCACAGCCACGGGAUGGCCCCUCAGCGGGCAGGGGCAGCUGGGCACAGACCGAGCCGGACAGUGGGGACCCGCGAAAGGGGCUCAUUCUGCAGCGAGGUUCUGCCAGUUUCUUUCUUGGGUGA
Messenger RNA from Myotis brandtii (Brandt's bat), 3033 nucleotides. RefSeq names its product hormonally up-regulated Neu-associated kinase (gene HUNK). The record is from RefSeq and is a predicted model, not a curated record. Gene Ontology annotation, cellular component: cytoplasm. The coding region runs from base 1 to 3033 and encodes 1010 amino acids. Gene Ontology annotation, molecular function: ATP binding; protein serine/threonine kinase activity. The transcript is spliced from 12 exons. Gene Ontology annotation, biological process: protein phosphorylation; intracellular signal transduction. Lineage: Eukaryota; Metazoa; Chordata; Mammalia; Chiroptera; Vespertilionidae.